This is a messenger RNA of Oldenlandia corymbosa var. corymbosa, 1932 nucleotides long. The record is from the annotation of a GenBank genome assembly. NCBI's taxonomy places the organism in Eukaryota, Viridiplantae, Streptophyta, Magnoliopsida, Gentianales, Rubiaceae.
AUGGCGGCGGCGGCCUCUCUCUGUCCAAAUCCUCCUUUCUCCGCCCCUUCCUCCUCUUCCCCUGCCACCAAAACACCUCCUUUUCCCACCAGACACCCAUUUUUCUUCCGCUCCAGACCUUCAUCUACCUAUACCCACAAGAUUAAUCUCCUCAAGUCGGCAAAUAAUAGGAUUAGUAGUAAUAAAGCUGUCGUCUUUCGCUGUUCCUUCAACUCCAGUAAUGGCGGCGUCGGUGUCACUCGACCCGAAUACGUUCCCAACCGGAUUUCCGAUCCCAGUUACGUCCGGGUCUUCGACACCACCCUCCGUGACGGGGAACAGUCUCCGGGAGCCACCAUGACCACCAAGCAGAAGCUCGACAUUGCUAGACAGCUGUCCAGGCUUGGCGUUGACAUUAUUGAAGCUGGUUUCCCGGCUUCUUCCGAAGCUGACCUCGAAGCCGUCCAAUUAAUCGCCAAAGAAAUCGGGAAUAGUGACGAUACGGAGGUUCAUGUGCCGGUGAUAUGUGGGCUGGCGAGGUGCAAUAAGAGGGAUAUUGACAAGUCCUGGGAGGCGGUGCGGUUUGCCCGGAAGCCCAGGAUACAUACCUUUAUAGCAACCAGUGAGAUUCAUAUGAAGCACAAGCUGAAGAUGAGUAAAGCUGAGGUUGUUGAAAAGGCCCGGAGUAUGGUGGCUUAUGCCCGCAGUUUGGGCUGUCCUGAUGUUGAGUUCAGCCCUGAGGAUGCCGGAAGGUCUGAGAGAGAGUUUCUUUAUGAGAUACUGGGAGAGGUCAUCAGAGCCGGGGCAACAACACUUAAUAUUCCUGACACCGUCGGCUACCUUCUGCCCCAUGAAUUUGGUCAACUAAUUGCAGACAUAAAAGCCAACACUCCUGGUAUUGAGAAUGUGAUCAUCUCAACGCACUGCCAGAAUGAUCUGGGGCUCUCCACCGCCAACACUCUGGCUGGGGCAUUUGCUGGUGCAAGACAAGUAGAAGUUACUAUCAAUGGGAUCGGUGAAAGAGCUGGUAAUGCGUCACUGGAAGAGGUUGUCAUGGCAUUAAAGUGUCGGGGAGGACAGGUUAUGGGUGGCCUUUAUACAGGGAUCAAUACACAGCACAUAUUUACAGCGAGCAAGAUGGUGGAGGAAUACAGUGGACUGCAUGUUCAACCUCACAAGGCUAUUGUUGGAGCUAAUGCUUUUGCGCAUGAAAGUGGCAUCCAUCAGGAUGGAAUGCUUAAACACAAAGAAACAUAUGAGAUCAUCGCUCCUGAAGAUAUUGGUCUUCACCGUGCCAAUGAAUCUGGAAUUGUGCUCGGUAAACUGAGUGGACGCCAUGCUCUAAAAGCCAAACUUUUGGAGCUUGGAUACGACAUUGAUGGCAAAGAACUUGAGGAUCUUUUUUGGCGCUUCAAAUCUGUCGCGGAGAAGAAAAAGAGCAUCACUGAUGAUGAUCUCAUAGCUCUAGUGUCUGAUGAGGUUUUUCAGCCUGAAGUUCGUUGGAAACUCGGAGACGUACAGGUUACUUGUGGUACUCUUGGUCUUUCUACUGCAACGGUCAAACUAAUAGAUGCAGAUGGUCAAGAGCAUGUGGAAUGCUCUGUCGGAACAGGACCAGUUGAUGCUGCUUACAAGGCAGUUGACCUUAUCGUCAAGGUCCCUGUAUCGCUGCUUGAGUAUUCAAUGAGCGCUGUCACUGAAGGCAUUGAUGCUAUAGCCACAACUCGGGUCUUGAUUCGAGGUGAUAACAGUGAAGCAACAUCCACUCAUGCAAUGACUGGGGAAGUUAUUUCUCGAACUUUCAGUGGAACUGGUGCGGCAAUGGAUAUUGUUGUAUCUAGUGUUCGAGCCUAUUUGGGUGCCUUAAACAAGAAACUAAGUUUUGGAAAGUUGGAAGAUCGAAGUCCUAGUUUGCUGGAGGCAAAUGCAUCACGGGUCAAGAGUGUUGUCUAA